GAUUGCAUAAUUUGGAUAAAGCUGCAAGUUAUCUGUCUCUCCAAGAAUAUUGGAAAGUACCUGAAGAUGUUGGACUUAUAACAGCAUUCUUGGAUCCACGAAUAAAAAGUUUGAAGUUUCUUGGUAAUACAACCCUAAAGAUAACUACAAUUAACAAAGUACGAAGACUUUGUAUUGAAGAAGAGCACUGCCAACCUUCAAUUGAAGAAUUUUCCAGAAACGAAUCAUUUAAUAUAUCAACAUCUGAAAUCGUGACAUCAAAUAAUUUAAUGGCAGCUCUAUAUAGAGACAAGGAAUCAGAUGAUGAAGAUUUUGAAGAGAAUGAACUCGAUCGUUACCUUCUUGAACCUAAUGAAAAAAGAAGCUGCGACCCCUUAACAUGGUGA
This is a messenger RNA of Ambispora gerdemannii, 386 nucleotides long. Lineage: Eukaryota; Fungi; Glomeromycota; Glomeromycetes; Archaeosporales; Ambisporaceae. The record is from the annotation of a GenBank genome assembly.